Exaiptasia diaphana is the source of this 2645-nucleotide messenger RNA. Its product is annotated as actin cytoskeleton-regulatory complex protein sla1. The transcript is spliced from 5 exons. NCBI's taxonomy places the organism in Eukaryota, Metazoa, Cnidaria, Anthozoa, Actiniaria, Aiptasiidae. Gene Ontology annotation, molecular function: protein binding. The record is from RefSeq and is a predicted model, not a curated record. The coding region runs from base 211 to 960 and encodes 249 amino acids.
GAUUGUAACACACGCAACGGCGAACUCCUUUUAAGGAGUUUUAAAAGAACCGAACAGUGGUUCCCGCAGUGUGUAUAGAACAGCGCGUCGAGAGAUAUUUCGAUUCCGGUCUCAGGAUAUUUACUAGUAAGCGUAAUCAAGUUUAUUUUCCAACAAAUUCCGCGUUCCUUCUACUUCACUUCGAAAGUAAGAGACUCUGAUUAUAAUUCCAUGACGUCACAGCUAUACCGACUAUCCAAUGUCAAUUUUGAAAAGCUAGACUGGCUGUCAACGUGUCGAUUCGCUCAAGAGAGCGUUCCUUCAAAUCUCUUCGUCAUGGAAAUAUACGAAGCAAAAUACGAUUAUAAUGACGAUACUGAAACUCUACUCAGCUUGAAAAGAGGCGAUAAGUUUUACAUCGUGGAUAAAACUAGCGCCAAUUGGUGGGCAGCGAGAAGGCUUGAGGACAAUGAAUUGGGAUACGUUCCUUCGUCAUAUGUACAAUUUUUAGCGAUUGUUGAUCCUGAGACGCUAGAAUAUAUGGAAUCAGCGGAAAAUAAAAAGAUGGAUGGACUCUGUGAACUUACAGCCAAAACUCAAUUCUGGCCUGGAUUAGGACGUAAUCAUCCAAGUUAUCCCCCCGAAGACUACAUCACAAAUGCCAGUCCUACACAGCAGAAAAAAUUAAGCAAACCAGAAGCCAGAACAAAAGAACAAACUAAACUUCAGAAAGACUUGAAAUUCAGUCAACAAAGAGGCAUUCAGUUAGGAAGGCCAGAGCUUGUCAAAACAUGGGAAAAGUUUGAAAAUAAAAAGACYGCAAAAGAAAAAGAAAAUUCAAGUGAAACAGAACUAGCAACAAAACUAAAAACAAUAUCRAAAAAACUGGAGGACGAAGAAAAUGCCAAAAAAAUUGAAGAAAUGAAACCUGAAUUUAUGAAAGUGAGUUUGAAGAAAGCAAAACCWCAAGUGGCAAGCUGAGUUCUGUCAAUUCCACUUUUUAUACACAUCAGUGAUCUAUAUUAUAGUUGUCAUGCCCUUCUCGAUGGACGACUUUUGCUGCUGCAUGCCCCAGCAGUUAUAUUCAUAAAGGGCAGUACAUAAGACAAAGUAUGAUUAUCUCAACUCUAUUAUAUUCAUAAAGCCCUUCUACAGAUGUGUUGUACAAUAAUUGAUUGUAUAACAAACUUUAAAUCCCUUAAAGAUGAGAGUGCAGGCAUUUAACUAUGAAACAACUGACUCCUUACUAUGUAUAGUACUUUCAGCAUGGACACUAUGUAGUUAUUUAACUAAGAAUCUAUUCAAUUGGGCAUUGAAACAACACAAAUUCUACAUCAGUGAACAUCUACUAAGUACAUUAAUGGAGUGAGGACAAGCUAACUGAUUUGAUGAGUAUCCAAUCAUAUURCAGCUAUUAAUUCAAGAUUGUAAUGACCAUGAAAACAGUGUUAUGUGAUUGGUUAAUAACUUUUCCAUCAUUGUCUGUUUUUAUUGCUUUCUGAUUGGAUAAUUUUUGUUUAUUUCUGAGCAAUUGUCGUUAGUAUGUUCAUUUUUUCAUGGGUAUAUGUUGUGCUCUCAACUAUUACCAUAUUUUAUUUCUAUGAUUCAUUACACAAGUCACAUCUUGUUAGGAUGUAAUUUAUUAUUUUACAAUUUUACUAGAGAGCUUAUGGAAUUAUUUGUAUCUUAAUUGUCUURUUUCACCUUCAAGUAUUUUGUGCUUGCAUGAUCACCCAACCAUAAAUUUAGUGGACUGUUAUCCCUGAGAAUCCUUGCAAAUAUAAGAUAUGUUAUCAAACCCCAUUAUCACUAAGAUGUAUUUUCUAUUUCUUGAUAAAGAUGUUUUUUUAAAAGUAUUAUAUAACCAAUUCACAAAGGAUCAAAUUAUUCAUUAAGCCAACCGAGGAAAAAUAUAAUUUAUUGGAAUAUUAAUACAUAUAUUGUUUUAUAUUAUUAAUCUUUGUGUUUUUGUAUGUUUUAUCAUAAAAAGUAAGGUUUUUAAACUCUUAGAUAGUCUCUUAAGUGUAUAGUAUUGCAUUUACUAGAUUGAUUUUUAUUUGACCAUGAAAGGUUUGUGAUACUGAAUAGUUAGUUGAACACUCUGAACUUAUUGUUUUCUUUAAUGUUCUUAAUCAACAAAUACUCAACAAAUAAGUCAUUUUCGUUUUAUGGUCAAAUGAAAAUGUAUCUAUUUUAGCAUAUGACUGAGUGUAUAUAUAAUAUMAUAUCCUGGGGCCAGUUGUACUGUUAUCCAGUCAGAUCAGAUCAGUUAUCCAGUGUGGGUUUUAUCUGCUGGAUAAKGAUUUAUCCGGUGGCUAGYAUUAUAUUAUACACCAUUUGUACAACUGGCACUAGAUUGAGAACAARUCUGCAUGGAAUGUUUGACUGAAACUUUGCACUAGUCAACAUGUUCAAUUACAAUUAAAUAUUGUGUACAUCAUUUAGAUUUUAGAACUGAUUUUGAAUGUUAUUAUUUUCAAUGGUAUUAUGGAAAUACCAAUCACAGCUUUGUAUAAAUUAGUGUCAUUUAGGUCUGUGUAUGCUAUAGCAAACCAUUCAAGAUUUUAUGAAACAAAUUGUCUUAGAGUUAAAAUUAUCUUAAGGCAGUCAGUAUAACAUAAGAUAAUUGACUGACAAAUAAAAUAUAAUUUAUUGUUUGUUUAUAA